AUGGCUGCCAAGAGCACCAUGAUGAUGCCUUCCCUUGUCCUCCUCAUGGCUCUGGUGCUCUCGUGCAGCGGCAUUAGCCGCGCGGCGCGGUUGCUGGAGGAGGAGGCGCCCAAGGAAGAGUACCCGUACCCUGCCACGCCGGCAGAGCUGCCAAAACCCGAGCUGCCGCCGCACCCCACGGUGCCGGAGCUGCCGAAACCCGAGGUGCCAGCACAUCCAGAGCUGCCCCCUCACCCCACUGAGCUGCCCAAGCCUGAGGUACCUGCUGAGCACUUGCCGGAGUUGCCCAAGCCCGAGCUGCCUUCUCACCCAGCUGCCGUGCCUGAACUGCCCAAGCCUGAGGUACCGGAGCACCCCGCCGUUCCAGAGCUGCCGAAGCCCGAGCUGCCUCCUCACCCCGCCGUCCCGGAGCUGCCAAAGCCCGAGCUGCCGGCGCACCCCACCGUGCCGGAGCUGCCGAAGCCUGAGCUGCCUCCUCACCCCACGGUGCCAGAGCUGCCCUACCCGGAAGUGCCGGAGGUGCCAAAGCAUGAGCUGCCACCGAAGCCCGAGAGCCACUACCCGGUGCCAGAGACCAAGCCAUGA
Molecule: messenger RNA, 585 nt
Organism: Miscanthus lutarioriparius
Lineage: Eukaryota; Viridiplantae; Streptophyta; Magnoliopsida; Poales; Poaceae
Source: the annotation of a GenBank genome assembly